Vespula vulgaris is the source of this 3496-nucleotide messenger RNA. Its product is annotated as ovarian-specific serine/threonine-protein kinase Lok-like. Gene Ontology annotation, cellular component: nucleus; cytoplasm. The record is from RefSeq and is a predicted model, not a curated record. The transcript has 7 exons. Gene Ontology annotation, biological process: mitotic DNA damage checkpoint signaling; protein phosphorylation. Lineage: Eukaryota; Metazoa; Arthropoda; Insecta; Hymenoptera; Vespidae. Gene Ontology annotation, molecular function: protein binding; protein serine/threonine kinase activity; ATP binding. Bases 2031 to 3488 code for a protein of 485 amino acids.
AUAGUUUUUAUUAUUUUCUUACUACCUUUUAGUUCCUUCAAGAAAUGCAUGGAAUUACUUUUAAUAUUUAUCGAAAAUACGACACGGUACUGCUUUAAAAUGGCAUAUAAUUUCGUAAAUAAUACACAGAAUUUAACUUUUGUAUUGUGUGUAAUAUUUAUCUUUGUACUCUAACACGUAUCACUUUGCCAUUAUUUAUAUGCGAGAAAAAAGAGUUAUAGUAUUAAGCUGCAUCUGUGGAUUUUGGUGCACGUUUAACUUGUAAAAUCGUGUCGCUUUACUACGUAGUAUUUUUAAUACCAUGGAGAAAAUACAAAAUCUAGUUUUAUUACAACUUACAUUCAUUUAAGUAUCAUUUUAAUUUAAGCUUUAUGCUUUAUUCAUUUCUCUCAUCGGAAAAAAAAACAAAAAUAUUUAUUAAAAUAUUGAAGUUAAACAAACAUAUUUUUUAUUUUCUUUUUCUUCUUUUAUCUUAAGAUCACAAAUAUAAUAAAACUUAAAUAUGCACUAUAUACAUAUGUACACAUACAAUCACAUGCAAAUGUAUAUGUAUAUAUGCACUUGAUAACAGUAUUCCAGAGUGUGAUAAAGAAGGGCUAGCAAUAUAUUGUUAUAAGCAUACAAUGAAACUAUACGCAUAUUGAGCACUUAAUAUUUGUGUCUACGUAUGGUUAAUGUAAUAAAAUUAUGUUGUAGUUGCUUUUCAUGACUCGUUAUCUAGCUUUAGUGAUUCCAUUUUUCUACCAGUUUUAAUAAUGUUGCAGAUCGUAGAAUGAUAAUAAAGUAUUAUUCAUCCUUUAUAAUAUAUGUAUGUUCUUGAAAAUAUUUUUAAAUUAAAUUAAUAAUUCUUACUCUAUUGAGAGGGAGAGGAAGAGGGAGAAAGAGAGAGAGAGAAAGAGAAAUAAUAUUUAAAAACUAAAUAUAAAAAACAAAAGGAUAGAAAUAAAAUUAAUUUUAACAUAUUGAUAUCAAAGAUAUAAAAAAUAAUUUCAAUAAUUUAUUUAUAUUGCUAAAAAUUUCAAUAUUUUCAUCAGCAGUUCAUAUUUUAAAUUGAAAUUUAUUAAAACUUUUAAAUGUUUUAUUUGCUUUAUUUGAUUAUUUAGUAAUGUAAAUUGCCGUAAGAUGGUGCUGUUACUUUUUUACUCUAGAAUUUGAUAUUAUUUUAGAAAAAAGAAUUAUAAUAUAAUAAUUUUAUCAAGACAACUAUAUUACUCGCUUUAUAAAUGUAAAGAGAGUGAAGAAUUUUUAUUUGUGCAUCAAAUAAUAAGUACGUUUUGUUCAUAUGCUUAAUUGUAUUCGACAGUAUGGACCAAUCAGGAACGUUCUAUGGAAACAUCAGUGAUUAUUGAAUUACGAUAUAAAUAUUUAUAGUAAUCUACUGAUCAAAUAUAUACGGCCGAUUUAUAAAUUAAAAUAUAUGUAUACGGAUAUACAUGUAAUCACGCAUAUAAAAAUAUAAACAAUAGUAAAAUCAAUUUUUUUCAAAUAAUUUGUUAACCAAUCGUAGAUGACUACGAAUGUUGGAAAUGCUUUCAGUGUGGAUUUUCCUUUGUUAUUCCUACUCUGUUAACGUAGUAAAGUUUCCAACGCGUAACGAAUAAAAAGAAAAGAGGAAGCUUCGUAUUCAUGAACAGUCACUAACACAACAAUGUUUCUUCGACCUAACUAUUUGUAAUGUGUGGUUGUGUUGUCAGUUACACGUGAUCAUUGUUGUGAAGUAAAGUACAUCGUUUCCCGGUAUCGAUGAAUUGAGCCAACGCGCGUAGUCUUUCUUUCCACACAAUUGUAUUUUAUUAAAUUAAAUAUAUUUUUCGUUCUCUAGCGUAUAUGUACAAUAAAAAUAUUUUGUUUAAUUUACGUGCGUUUAAUAAAAAAUAUCAUAUAAUGGGUUAAUCUUAUUCAUGUAUUUUGUGUGUAUUAAAUUAUUACGUAUGUUUUUGUAAAAGUGAAAAAAGUAACACGUAAUAAUUAUUCAAAGAUAUAUUUGUUAUUUAUACAUUGUUCGAUUGUUCGAAUAUCAUCAAAAAGAUAUGAACAUGUUAUCGCAAGACUCCAUAUCUUUGUCCUUACCUGAUACACAAAACAUAGACGCUGUGGCUCUCACGCAGUCUCAAGAUUUACCUGUUUCACAACAAAAAACUGUGACUAUUUGGGGAAGAUUAUGUCCAAACAAGCUUCCUUUUAAACCUUUAGAAAUGACUAAGGACGAAUAUACUCUCGGUCGUGCAGAGAGUUGUGAUAUUUGUGUGAAUUCUAAAGAAUUUAGAGCUAAGUGGGUGAGUGUAAUAAGUAAAGUGCAUUUUAGGAUAAUCAGAGAAUAUAUUGGUGAAAACACUAAUGAUUCAGUAGUGUAUCUGGAAGAUCUUAGUCAUAAUGGAACUUUUGUUAAUAAAGAAAGAGUUGGAAAUCGUAAACGAGUAGUAUUAGAAAGUAAUGAUGUGAUAUCUCUUGCACAACCUUAUUUUGCAGUAUAUAUAUUCAUGAGUACAACUGCAUUUGAGGGUAAUGAAUUGCCUAUGGAAUUAAAGAGCAAAUAUGCAGUUUCACGUAAACUAGGUUCAGGUGCUGGUGGAGAAGUAAAAAUGGUAUUUACUAAAAAUGGUUGUAAAAAGUUUGCGAUGAAAACUAUAGUCAAAGCAGUGAGUAAUUCAAAUGGAUAUAAGCACGGUUUAAAUGAUCCUGAAAAAAUCAUGAAUGAAGUUAGGAUUUUGAAAGCUUUGAGGCAUCCAUGUGUGAUUCGUAUGGAAGAAAUUGUAGAUACUCCAAGCACUGUAUAUAUUGUUCUUGAAUUAAUGGAAGGUGGAGAACUAUUUGAAAGGAUAACAAGUAGGGGCAGAUUAACAGAAAAUCAUACCAAACUGAUAUUUUAUCAAGUUGUAUUGGCAGUUCAUUACCUUCAUGAAUGUGGUAUCACCCAUAGAGACUUAAAGCCUGAAAAUAUAUUAUUGGCAAGCAAUGCAGAUAUAACUUUAGCUAAAGUAUCGGACUUUGGUUUGUCAAAAUUAGUUGACGCGCAAACCAUGAUGAAAACAUUUUGUGGAACACCAAUGUAUGUAGCACCUGAGAUAUUGUUAACGGGUGGACGUGGUUCAUAUACAAACAAAGUAGAUAUAUGGAGUCUAGGUGUAAUUUUAUAUGCUUGUUUAAGUGGAGCAGUUCCAUUUAACAUUACAUGUAAAGAAGUUACUUUGCAAGAUCAAAUAAAAAGAGGACUUUAUGGGUUUCCAAGUUCUAGAUUUGGACAUGUAUCGGAUAAAGCUAUUGAUUUGAUCAAACGUAUGAUGACAGUAGACCCUAAGAAACGAAUUACCAUCAAGCAGGUGUUAUUACAUCCUUGGCUACAAGAUCGUUUUAUGCGUAAUACUGUACAUUCAUUAAUUAAUUAUGGUAAGGACGAGAACUGCCCUCCUGUAAAUUUACUUACAGAUGAUAGAUAUAAACAUGACACGCAUGCAGGUCUGUUGAAACGACCAAGAAUAGACUUAUAAAUAUUUUG